AUGUCUGUCUUCUUGAGUACGAAAUUGAAAGACUCACCUGGAGUAAUCAAAAUACUCGAAUGGCAUUCUAGUGUUUCAGUUUUUGCAGUUGCAUUACAAACACGCAAGGAAUGUGGUGAAGUCACUGUUUCAAGCUUACAAGAUUGGAAAUGUGAGGACACAAGCAUAGUAAGACCUUUCACAGUUACAUGUUUAUCUUGGCAUCCUUUUGAAGAGACAUUAUUGAUCGGAUGGGACAAUGGCUGUAUGACUGUUUUCAAUGCGUCAGAACGUAAUACAUUUGACAUAAGUCAUAAAGUAGAAGCGUCAGUGACGUCUUUAGUUUGGUCUUCGGAUGUUUGCAUAUUUGAAUAUGCUAGAGGUGGUGAUUUUGAACAGAAAAAUAUCAGUGUUUCCAAUGUUAACUCAAAUAUUUCAUGUGCAGUAUCAAUUCCUAAGCAGAAAUCGCUCUCAAGUCUGUCAUGUGAGGAUGUCCAGCCAGCAGAAUCAGCUUUCAGUCAAGAUAAUGGGGUUUUUGAAUCUGAACGUUAUAAAGUUUUGGAUGAAUCCAAACGCAAUACACAGUUUCUUAGUUUUGAACUAUUUGUAGUUGGAUGUAGUGAUGGGCGUGUAGUCAGCAUUAUAUAUGAUAGUCGGAAUACAAGCGAAAUGAAUAAUUCAAGCAAUGUAGCGUGCUGUGAAGGAAGCGUUCUGAAUAUGCUUUCUCAUAAAAGAAAACGAAUUCUUCUGGUCAUCACCGACAAAGGUUUGCUGUAUCACUAUCAUAUCACAUUCGGCAAUGUUCUUUCCCUGAAGGAAAUGGCAAAGAUGAAAUUAGCUUCAACACUGUGCUCUCAACCUUCAAUUACAUGGGCAGGUGAUACAACUCUUGCUAUGGGUUUGGGAGAACCUGUUGUUCGGCUAUGGGAUGUCGAGCGGGCUGAUAACUAUACGUUAAAUCCGAAUCUAUCUAGUCUGGAGAACUCAAAAACUGAUGUGAAGGUUUUGCAUCUAGCAUAUUCGGAAACCUGUCGCGUUUUGGCUGCAGGUCUGAACAAUGGAGUGAUUGCAUUUUGGCAAUAUGGUACAGAGUUGGAAUCAGUUAACGACGUUACUCGUCUUUUGACCCAAGGUUGCAACAGUUUUUUAGAUAACUGCGCAACUCACAGUCUCAAAAACAGCAUGAUAGAAAGUAGACCGGAAACUAAUUGGCAUCCACAACCGAGUGCUACUUGGAAAGAUCAGCAGGAUGAAGCAAUUCCCUCUGUAUCCCCUGAGUUGAACCAUCAUAUAUUAUUAAUUACUUGGGGUGAUAAACAAGAGAAGUUAUCUGUUGUUGUCUUGCUGCACCAGUCAAUUGAUAAUGCAGGUUAUGGUCACGGUAUGCAAGCCAAAUCUUCUUUAUAUAUUCUUCAAAGGCAGUCUUUACACACACAUUUCUAUGGAAAUGGGUGCGUUGUUGUACAAACUGGUCCACGCUCGUUUUCGAUGCUCACUACAGUGCCUGAUACAAAGACAUCAGCAAGUAUAAAUAUAUCUCAUUUAAACGUGUUGAACGAUUUACCUACAACAAAUGGGAAUAAAGAAAGUAAAAAAGAAGGUGUAAUUAUUUCCAAGGACGCUAAUUCCAUAAAUUUUCCUGGCUCCUUUAUAACUAAAUCAAUCCCAAUAAUGACAGAUACAAAUAUGAGGAGAAAUUCCAAGUAUUUGAUUAAUCAAAAAAAUGCUUCCCUUUACGAACAUGAAGCACAAGUUGAAGAUCAAAUAAAGGCUAUAUUUUGUACACAAGAAUAUGUGGCAUACUGGAAUGGUUAUCGUAUUUCUGUUUUCAGACAUUCCACUGGAGACUGUAUAAUUCAUUUAGUCAGUUUUGCGUGUGAAUUCAAAUUUAUUGGUAUGCAUCAACAGAAUAUAUUCACAGUUGAACCUUAUAAAUUACAAGUCCGUAAUCUGGAGGGCUGUGUCAAACAACUAGUGAGCUUCAGCGAAACAGAAGGCAGUGUAAUCCUAACCUCUCAGUGUGCUAAUUAUAUGGCUUGCCUUACUGAUCACCAUAAAGUACGAGUGUUUGACUUAAGUCGAAGGGAAAUCAAAUCUACAAUAACAUCGAAAUCACUGAUUGAACUAGUUAUAUGUGAGAUAUUAAAUCAAAUCGCACGAGAUUAUAAUACAUCACCUUUUCGUUCUACGAAAAGUUUCCAACAAAAUUUGUCAUUAUUACGAAAUUCAAAAAAUAUUAUUUCGAAUGAAUUAAACAUUUCAUGGAUCUCAAUUAAUAAAUCUGGUAAUUCAUUAGCAUUUACAGUAGAAAUUCUACUCGGUGGAAAGUUAUGUCAACUUUUAUGGCCUUGCUCACUGUAUCCGUUGUCAAAGUUAUCUGGUACAAAACAUUCAACAGCUACAUUGACAGGAAUGACAGCAGAUAAAAUGAAUGAACACGUAGUAGGAGAAAACAUCAUAGUUGAUAUGCAUGAAGAUGUAUUAAAACAAUGGAUUCCAGAUCCAAAUAUUUAUAUUUAUCAUUUGGAUGUAGAUAAAUUGAAGUAUUUUAAUUUCUUUGAAACGAUUUCAAAUUCAAUCACUGUUGUUCCAGAAGCAAUGAAAAGCGGAGAAGAUUAUCACACAGUCAAUUUAGACUUGAUUCGAUUGAAUAGUACAAAACUUAUCGAAAGAAGAUGGCCAAAACAUCAUUAUUGGGAUCAGUAUGAACCACGUCUGUUAGUUGUUGAGGCCUCACCAAUCUCAGACAAUCACCCAAUUAUCACAUCCAAAAUAAAUUCACUUGAAAAAAUGGAUAACCAGUGUAAUGAUCUUGACUACACUGUAGAUAUUACUGAUAAUGAUCAGUAUUCUAGUGUAGAAAGUCGGUCGACUAGUAAACAAGUAUUCAUUACUCCAGAAAUACGCGACAGAAGUGAAGAUACGCAAUCAAAAGUUCUUACUUCAAUUGUUUCACUAUUUAUCAGUCCUGAGCAAAAUAAUACUGUGGUUCAAGGAUCAUUUUUAAUGUCAGUUCAUCAUAGCGCACUGAUUGGUGUUGAAGUACCUUUAAUAUACUUUUCUGUCCGUUGUGAUUUAGUGUUUCGUGUUAUUAACGAACAGUAUCAGCGACGUUUAGAAAUGUUUACAACGUCUGGUCGACGUGUAAUCAGUGAAGCAGACUAUACAUCAACACAACAAUCACUAAAUAGUAUUAACAGCAUUGGUUCUAGGACGGACAUGUUAUGUAUUACAGAAGAUAAAAGGCGUCAGACACAACAUCAAGGGGUCACUGAUGAGACGUUUGGUGAUCAACUAACAACUGAUAAUCGAAUACAUUACAUCAAUAGGCGUGUAAUGCAAAAUUUUGUUGGUCUUGAAGAUGCUGAUGAGAAAACACGUGAAGCUAUGCUUAAUUUUAGCUAUUAUCUAGCACUUGGUGAAAUGGACUCAGCAUUUCGAGCCAUGAAACUUAUCAAAAGUCCAGCUGUUUGGCAGAACAUGGCCAGAAUGUGUGUUACAACUUGUCGACUUGAUGUUGCGCGCAUAUGUUUAGGCAAGAUAAAUAAUCCAAUGGCAUCUAAAAUGAUACGUGAAUCUCGAUUCAGAGAGCCAGAAAUAGAAGCUCAAGCAGGUGAAUUAGCUUUGCAGCUUAGUAUGCCUGAUGAAGCUGAACGUUUAUUUAUUCAAUGCAAUCGCUGGGAUUUAGUAAUUCGUUUGCACCAGUCACUUGGCAAUUGGAGUAAGGCAGUUACAACAGCUGAACAGCAUCAUCGUAUGUCACUACGUGGUAUUCAUUAUGCUUAUGCUGAAGAAUUAGAGUCUCUGGGUAAAAUUCAAGAAGCGAUUGAAAACUACAUCAAGUCGGAAACAUAUCGGUUUGAAGUUCCAAGAAUGCUAAAAAAUAAACCAGAAUUACUGGAAUCAUUCGUAACUAGUCAAGCAGAUCAAAGCAUCAAGCGUUGGUGGGCUCAGACGCUAGAAGCUCAAGGACGUCUUGAAGAGGCUAAAAAAUGUUAUCAUGAAUCAAAGGAUUAUUUAUCUCUGGUUCGCGUACUCUGCUGUCUUGGCCAAGAAGCUGAAGCUGAAACAGUAUGUAAUGAAACUGGUGAUGCUGGUGCCUGUCAUCAUUUAGCCCGUCACUUAGAACCGAAAGGUGGCAUUGAUCAAGCUAUUCGUUUAUUUACACGAGCGAAAGCCUAUUCGAGUGCAAUAAGAAUAUGUAAGGAGCAUAAUCGUAAUGAUCAUCUGUUUAGUUUAGCUCAGUUGGGAAGACCGGAUGAUAUGCUUGAGUCGGCAAAGCAUUUAGAAAAAUAUCCUAGUUACGUAGGUAAAGCAGUUCUAUUAUAUCACAAAGCUGGAAAUAUUAAUCGAGCUGUUGAAUUGGCAUUUAGCAAACGUCAGUUCUCUGCUUUACAAAGUGUAGCCGGUUCUUUGGAUGAACGAAUUGAUCCCAUAAUGUUGAAACAGUGUUCAGAAUUUUUUAUUCAAAAUGAUCAAUUUGAUCGAGCUGUAGAAGUACUUGCAGCUGGAAAACAAUAUUGGGAUGCCCUCAAAUUGUGUGGUGACCAUAAUGUUCCUAUCUCAGAAGAGUUAGCUGAAAAACUAACACCGACAUCAGAGAAGUUGACUGAGAAAGAAAGAUGUAGCUUGUUGGUGGAACUAGGUGAAUUGUGCCUGACACAAGGAAAAUAUCAUUUAGCCUGUAAAAAGUUCACUCAAGCUGGUAGCCGUGUGUCAGCUAUGAAAUCAUUGCUACGAUCAGGUGAUACAGAAAAAGUUGUUUUCUUUGCAAAUGUUAGCAAACAGAAGGAAAUUUAUGUUAUGGCUGCCAAUUAUUUACAAACAUUGAAUGAUUGGCGGUCGAAUAUGAAUAUAAUGCGAAAUAUCGUGCAAUUUUAUACACGCGGACAUGCAUUGGAAUCAUUGGCAUCAUUUUAUGAAGCUUGUGCCCAGGGUGAAAUUGAAGAUGGUGGAAAUUAUGAAAAAGCCACUGGUGCAUUAAAUGAAGCUUAUAAGGUUUUAGUUAAAGCUUUAAAUUCAAACACGGUUAAUGAAUCUUCAGAGAGUCGCCUUAAGAAACGACUACUACAAGUUAAAAAUAAAGCUAAACUAUGCAAAGAAUUUGCUGAAACGCAGCAGUAA
Messenger RNA from Heterobilharzia americana, 5103 nucleotides. The record is from the annotation of a GenBank genome assembly. Lineage: Eukaryota; Metazoa; Platyhelminthes; Trematoda; Strigeidida; Schistosomatidae.